This is a messenger RNA of Capronia coronata CBS 617.96, 2136 nucleotides long. RefSeq lists its product as uncharacterized. The record is from RefSeq and is a predicted model, not a curated record. The transcript has 5 exons. Gene Ontology annotation, molecular function: zinc ion binding; DNA binding. Gene Ontology annotation, biological process: DNA-templated transcription. Gene Ontology annotation, cellular component: nucleus. NCBI's taxonomy places the organism in Eukaryota, Fungi, Ascomycota, Eurotiomycetes, Chaetothyriales, Herpotrichiellaceae. Bases 1 to 2136 code for a protein of 711 amino acids.
AUGGCGGAUGCGCAGCGCGGAUGGAAGUCCAGGAUUAUCUUUGAUCCGUUGUUCCGUGGCGGAGAUGCCGUCAAAAACUCGGCUUGGAUCAGGCUGCGUCGUGCAUUUCUCCAUCAGCCGCCCGCCUCCACAUCCGUCUCUCAUUUCACCCGCCUCCCACCUUAUCCUUAUGCCAUGCCCGAUAUCAGCAUCAGCACCCCAUUAGGCUCUAGUCCGCACGAUUCUCGACCCUGGACCGGCCGGAAAAGGCCAGAACAACGCACGGCGCUUGCAUGCACGUUUUGCAGAUUGCCCUCGCCGCAAUUACGCCGAUCCGCCAUCGUCUUCUUUCGGGACAACUAUGCCAAUAGCCUCCUAUGUUUCCUACCACCGCAGCAAUUGGUCGAUGACCCGGCGGGAGAACAACUGCCGUUGCCUUUGUUGCUAUGCAUCCUGGCAUUGACAUCAAGGUUCCUACCCGGUCAUACAUCUUCGUCUACUGAUGGAGCGGGGGUAAUCUCUCACUACGACUACACUGAAUGGGCCAGGCGGGAAGUUGAUCGUCUGAGCCUGUCCAGUCAACCUUCGAUCACAACCAUCCAAUGCCAUCUGAUCUUGUGUGUCGUCGAGGUAGGUGAUGGCCUUGAGCACCCAGCAUGGUUGCGCGUCGGCCAUGCUGUCCGGCUCGCUCAGCUGGCCAGGCUACACAAAGAGGAUCUCGACCAAACAUCCUUUAAUUGGGGCAGUCCCCGGCCUGUCUUCGUCGCGACAGAUCUCGAGGCCCGCCGUCGAACCUUCUGGUGCAUCUAUUGCUUGGACAGGCUGUUGGCUAAUGGCCGUGACCGCAUUGCCAGCUUUUCCGUUGAAGAUAUCACCACCCGUCUCCCUCAGCCGGAUGAGGACUUUAUCUUCGGUCGCGAAUGCAAGGCUGGCCGUCUGACGGAUCCGGUCGGACGUGCACAAGGCAUGACCGAUGGGCCUGAGAGCUUACUCGCUUACACGAUCCGCAUUAUCGACAUCCUGGGCAACAUAGUUCUGUGGCAUGGUCGGGGCGGGCGCCGUCGUGACACCCGCAGCCCAUGGCUGGUGGACACGCCUUUCAACCUCUAUGCAAAUGCCCUUGCUGCGUGGAAAGAACGUCUUCCCAUCUACUGGGACUACCAGCCUCGGAAUGUUCCCCUUGUCGCUGCCGCCGGCCAAGGGAAGCUAUGGGCGCUCAUGUUCAUGUUCUAUUUUCAAGCCAAAACGUAUCUUUACCGAGAGUAUCUUCCCUUCACCCCGUCUAGAAACUACGACCCUGCCGCCGGCCCUUCCGACGGCACGCCUUUGCUUCCUCCUGAUAGCGUACCUCCUCCGUCUUGGUGGAGAGACUAUGCCAUCACGAUGGUGGAAAGUGCAAACUCGGCCGCCGACCUGUACACACGGAUGCAUGAUCUCGAUCUCGCGCCCUCGGCAUAUCCUUUUACUGGUCUCAGCUUGUUCACGGCUGCGAGCAUUCACGCCAUAUUCACGAGUUUCGAGUGGGAAAGCCUGAGCCCCUUCGUAUCAAGGAUGAGCGCCAGAAAAUAUUUGUCCGUGAGCAUGCGGGCGUUCAAUUCCUUGGGCCAAUAUUGGGACUUGCCAAUCUACUGGAUUCGUCAGAUCUCGCUCUAUUACAAACUGAACUACCUCACUCGUCUGUCCUUCGUCGGUGGCGCCGAGACUCUGAGCGCCUUGAGGAUGAACAUCCAAGAGGUCAAGGACGGCGUCAUGAACUACCUGCGUCAGAUCAGUCCCAAGGACCGAUCUUCACGAUUGAUGAAUUUGAAACCCACAUUCGACUUCGAAGGAUGGCUGCUAGCUAUCGAAUCCCAAUCCACCAGGCGCGAUUCGCAUCCGCACGAGGACGUCAAUAUGACCUCCGAAUUCGAACAUCCGGGGCGACGUAGCGGUGAUGAUACGACCGCCACUCACAGUGCCCCGAACGACAUACCUCCUCCUACAACCCUCGCCGCGCCCGACUCAACUUCGGUCAUGGUCUCGACGUCCGAGACCGAGCAGCAACCACCCAUCCGGAUGGAGGUGCUGCCACUGGAGGAUCUCUUUCGCGCAGGAGCAUUCUUACCUUCGGAUGGCUGGGAUGAUCUGAGCCUUGAAGCCGUGUACUGGGACUGCUAG